This is a messenger RNA of Striga asiatica, 1584 nucleotides long. The record is from the annotation of a GenBank genome assembly. NCBI's taxonomy places the organism in Eukaryota, Viridiplantae, Streptophyta, Magnoliopsida, Lamiales, Orobanchaceae.
AUGAAGGAGUUUCCUUCGUGUUUCGGUGAGAGUGGUGUGCAGAUUGCUAAUAAUCCUUUAUAUGCAUCAAGCUCAAGUUCAACCAAACCAUCUCCUCACGAAAACCUCGUCACAUGUAUCUAUAAUUACACUUCUCAACGCUUUUCGGGUUUCAUCACGAUCACAUGGAUCAAGCAUGUAAUGGCAUAUGGACUAAGCAUCUGCAUUAUAGACAGCAGCUCGUCAAACGAGCCUCCUCUCUGCAAAAUCGACAUCAAGCCGUGGCUUUUUUCCAAGAAAAAAGGCGCUCGGAAUUUGACGGUCAACUCCACAAGAGUCAACAUCCAUUGGGAUUUAUCCUCCGCCAAGUUCGGUUCAUCAAGCCCCGAGCCACUCGAAGGAUACUAUCUAAAAAUAGCCUUGAAUCAAGAACUUUGUGUGCUUUUAGGAGAUUCUUCGCUGAAUGAAGCCUGCAGAAAGACCGAAAUACCCCUACCCAUCCCAAAGGCGAAUUUUGUCGCCAAAAGGGAGCAUGUGUUCGGGAAGAGGCUAUACACUACUUCAAAGGCUCAAAUUUGCGAAAAUGGGAAGAUGCACGAUAUACGGGUCGAAUAUGACCCGAGUGAAGAUCUCGGUAAGUGUUUAGUGAUAUACAUAGAUCGAAAGGCAGUGUUGAAGGUGAGUCAACUCGUGUGGAAAUUUAGGGGUAAUCGGAGUAUUUUUGUCGAUGGGAUUUCGGUUGAAGUUUAUUGGGAUGUUUUUAACUGGCUUUUCGGUAGAGGUGCCGAUUGUAAUGCGGUUUUCUUGUUUCGGAGUAAUAAUGUGUCGAGGGAAAAGGGGCGGAGUAAAGAUGGGAUGGAUUCACAAAAAGGCUUUGUGUGUGUGAGAAAAAAUUCAAGCUUACAGGUGAAAAAUCCGAAUCUCCACCUUAUUCUCCGAUGGCAACAUCCGCCUUUUCCGCCGCGACUUUCGCGCCCAAUCUCUCCACCCUGGGCUUCCGGGACAUGGCGGCCUCUGCCGCCUCCGCUGUCUUGCGCCGUCGAGACGAUGGCGACGCUGUCUUUACCGGAUCGGCCGCCGCCGGUGGCGGCGUUCAUCACCACGCGCCUGAUGCUGAAGGACGCGAUGGCCAGGCUGCGCGUGGGCGGGUACAGCGUGGGGGCCCUGUCGAUGCGGGUCAGGUACUUGGAGCUCUCGGAUCUCAGAUCCAUGACACUGUUCGCCGUCGACAACGAAUCCAUUUUCACCGACGACGGCGCCGGAGGUGGAGGGGGCCGCGGGUACCUGGCGGAGCUAGGGUUUCACAUCUUGCCCAACAAGCUCCUGACGGCGGCGGAUCUGAUCGAGCUUCCGGCGGGAACGGCGCUUCCGACAAUGGAGCGUGGCCGGAGCCUUGUGGUGACCAGCGCCAGCGAUGGAGGGCCGCUGGCGCCAACGAGAAUCAAUUACGUGAAGGUGAGGAGCUUUGAUCUGGUGUGCAACGAGAGGAUUGUGGUCCAUGGACUGUCCAAGCCGUUCCGCCACGUGGAACUAAUGCAUAGUGGGCUAAGCAAGUUCAAAACUUCAUUCAAGUUUACAAUCCUAAAUGCUGUAGCAUAUUAUUGA